CUGGCCAAGCACAAUGUGAACCGAGAGAAUGCGACUCUAUCUUGCUACUUUGCCCGAUCGCGUAGGGUUGCCGGGAAAGAGGAGAGGGGGCAAAAGGGGGGCGGCAGUGCCAAUUCGCAUGUGAGUCGCUCUUCAAGGUGACAAUAGCCAUGGGAAACGAAGAGCUUUCGACGUGGAUAUGGAGACUCCUUUACGCAUUCACGGCGAUCCAAAGGCGGAACCACACACGGCAAUCCAGUUCAACUACUCAUCACCUCGAUCAAAGCCAGAACCACCGGAGAACGAUUUACGUGUGUGAUGGAUGCGGGGAGUCGCUUGGGGUUGACGAGGAGAUUUACGUGUGCCAGGUGUGUGCGGGCGAGGCAAAGUUCCAUGAGACGUGCUACAAAAGAUUGAAAAGAGUGGUGGGCAUAGAGGGAACUGGGUCUAACACCCUCGAGAGGCUCUGCAGCAGCCACAAUGAGUUUGUCUGCAUCUCACUCUCUGGGAAGGGAUCUUCCAGGGAGGAGAGCACUGUUGCCGCCGAAUUUCCCGCAGCUUCAGAGCCGAGCGUUACCAUGGGCGGGAGGGAGCGGGACGACUCGCACUCACCGCAUAAUGGGAGUGCUAGGGAGGGGGGUGGCCCGCCCUCAGCCCUUAUCAUGAGUAGGAUCAAGAUGGAGACUGGCGACGAAGGGGUGAUCAAGGGAAAGGGCACGAGAACAACAGAUGACCAAGAUAGGGCGCUGAGUGAGCCUACCUCUUGGCUCCUCGAAGAGAUCGGUAAGCUCAAUGAAGCGAUAAAAGAGUGGUUCUUUAGAGCUCAAUUCAAAUCCACUCAAUGAAUACUCUUUCGGGUAAGUAUAUUCUAGGGAGCAUUGGAGCAUUCUUAGUUUUUGCAAGAAAGCUACCGGUAGGUAGGUAAUUACCUUGAAACUUGCCUUGCACUCAUCUUCGGGAAUCCAAUUUGCGAAGGCAAUGGGCAAGCUCAGGGUUGACUUCCAAUGGCAGCUCCGGGUCUCGCCAUUUCCGAAUUCUUUCUCUAAUAGGCCAUGAAGAACUAAAAAGUUUAUCUUCAAUGAAAAAGAGAACUUGGAAUUCUCCCUACCUAGAAGGGAAUGUUUCUAAGUCUUUAGUUACCGAAAGGAGUACCCAAGCGUUGGU
Molecule: messenger RNA, 1143 nt
Organism: Chaetomium fimeti
Lineage: Eukaryota; Fungi; Ascomycota; Sordariomycetes; Sordariales; Chaetomiaceae
Exons: 1
Coding region: 150-824 (224 amino acids)
Source: RefSeq, a predicted model, not a curated record